Messenger RNA from Polyodon spathula (Mississippi paddlefish), 3376 nucleotides. Its product is annotated as rho guanine nucleotide exchange factor 16-like. Gene Ontology annotation, molecular function: guanyl-nucleotide exchange factor activity; protein binding. The transcript has 15 exons. The record is from RefSeq and is a predicted model, not a curated record. The coding region runs from base 787 to 2916 and encodes 709 amino acids. Gene Ontology annotation, biological process: activation of GTPase activity. Lineage: Eukaryota; Metazoa; Chordata; Actinopteri; Acipenseriformes; Polyodontidae.
AAAUCCUUAAAUGUAGAAACUAAAUAAACACAAGCCAGUUUGAUUUAAGUGUUUGCUUCAAAGUUAGAUUUUGUACUAUGUUUGUACUUUUUGGUAAGUUUUAAAGUAUAAUAUUGAAAUUCACCCGAGUCCUCGCACCUUGUCCUUUUUGUUCUCAUUUUAAAUGCUUUCAGAGUUGUGGGUGAGUAUUCUGCCCCGUGUUUGUAUUGAAUCCGUUAUAAAUAGAUUAAAUGCAGGGGCGUGAGGAAUGGAAGAUUGUGUUGUGUGAGGAAGCGUGACACAGAAUCCAACUAUAGCCUGCCUAUAGGCGUCCGGGUUGAGGGGAAAUUGCAAAGCCUCUCAAGGGACUCACUGAAACGAACAAACGCUGCGGCGAAAUGAGGCCACCCCGUCAGCUUUAGGGAGUUCACAGGAUUCAUGCUGUCAUUAGUGGUUGCAAGGUCCGGAGUCCUCCAGGUUUUAGAAGUAUCAUUAAAUUAUUAACCUGGGAGGAGGAAACGUUGCUUUUGUUUUAUAAUGUAUGGCGCAGGUGGGACAAAGAUCAGAGGGCUCCAGACCUCGAAGGCUGGAAUUGUGAACCACAGCGGUACGUUCUGGAUGAAGGGGGGUGGCGGUGGUUCAAUCUGCCUCCUUCCUCCAUGCGUUGGGAAGGAAAUCCUUAUUUUCUUGAACAAUGACAAGGAUGAGAAGCUCCUGUAGUGCUGUAGAACCUGCAGGUGUAGAUUUUGAUUUCUAAACAAGAGGAGGAUUAUUUUUAGGGGGGAGGGGGAGGAGAGCAACAACAUCAUGAGCCAGCGGCACUCUGUCGGUUCAGUGGGGGACCAGGCUCCCCUCCUGCUGGCGGGACAGUUUGCUUCUGACCUGCAGCUGGAUGCCAGCCUCAGCGAGCCCUUGGCUGCCAGCCCAUCCAGAGAAAAGCACUGCUCCCUGGGUCACCUCCCAAAGGAGGACUUGUCCCUGCCCAAACUCUCCACCUCUCCGGAGAACGAGCCCAAGAAGAUCAUCCUGAGCACGCAGAGCGAGGCCUCCCGAAGGCGGGGCACCCAGCAGCUCAUUCCCAAAGGCCUGGCAGUGGCCAGCAGGCCCAAGCAGAGGUACCACACCACGGGGGUGAGCAUGCCCAUGUGGGAGGCCAUCUCGCAGCAGGAGAAGCGCACCUCUGUGCCGGCGGUGAGCUGGGAGGAUUACGACGCGGAUGAUUUUGAAGAGGAUGGUGGCGGCAUGCUGAGCAGGAAUCGGAGGAAUCAGUCUUACCGAGCAGCGGUCAAGGGCUUCCACAACGGGGCCCCGGAGCCUGUGAAGACAGGGGCAAGUCUGAAACCCGUCCAGGAGGAGAGAGCCCCCAGCCCGCGCAGCCCCAGCAGAAGCAAGAAAUCUCUAGGACGGAAGAGGAAUGCUAAGCAUGGUGGCUCCUUCAAAGAUGAGCCACGGCUGUACCAGGAGAUUCGGGAGAGGGGGCUCCACUCCAGCAACCAGGACCCAGACGACGACUUUGUGCACGUGGAGCAGCUGGGGCCGGACGAGGGAAUCGUGGUCAAGAACUACCGACCCACCCAGCUAACCUGGAGCCAGCUGCCCGAGGUACAAGAACGAGGCAUCCUGGAUCAGAUCUCACCAGAGGAGCGCAAGCGACAGGAGGCCAUCUUCGAGAUCAUCCUGUCCGAACACUCGUACCAGCACAGCCUGAACGUCCUGGUGCGCCUCUUCAAGAAGUCCAAGGAGCUGAGGAAGACCAUGAACAUCACGGAGCACCACCAUCUCUUCUCCAACAUCUCCGACAUCCUGGAGGUCAGCAAGAGGUUCUUCGCCGACUUGGAGAAACGACACGGGGACGACCCGCUGAUCAGAGACAUCAGCGACAUCGUGGAGAACCACUCCUCCACCCACUUCAAACCCUACAUAAUCUACUGCUCCAAUGAGGUUUACCAGCAGAGGACGCUGCAGAAACUACUGGCGAGCAACACGGCUUUCAAGGAGGCUCUGAAGCACAUCGAGAUGACGGCGGAUUGCGGGGGGCUGUCCAUGAUCUCCUUCCUCAUUCUGCCCAUGCAGAGAGUGACCCGUCUGCCUCUGCUCAUGGAUACGAUCUGCCAGAAAACCAGCACAGACCUUGAAGAAUACCACUCUGCAGUGAAGGCUUUGAAAUCCAUCAGCAAGCUGGUGAAGCAGUGUAACGAUGGAGCUCGCAGAAUGGAGAGGACCGAACAGAUGUACACCAUACAGAAGCAGAUGGAAUUUGGCAAGAUUAAGCCCUUCCCCCUGGUGUCUGCAUCGCGGUGGCUGCAGAAGCGUGGCGAGCUGGCGGUCUGCACAGAGGAGCUCAGCAUCUUCUGGAAGGCUUUCUCCAACAAGAGCUACUACCUGUUCCUCUUCAACGACGUGCUCAUCGUCACCAGAAAGAAAAGUGAGGAAAGCUAUCUGGUGAUGGACUACGCCACUUUGGAGCAAAUAGAGGUGCAGCUCCUAGGGAGCAGCGAGGGUCAGCUGGCGAGUGGUUCACCGCGCAGCAGCUCCAGCCCCAACCUCAACAUGUUCAAGGUGGUGAUGAAGAGGAACAGCGAGGGCAAGGAGGAGCAGAUUGCUCUGGUCGCAGAGUCUCCGAGCGACCGAGCUCGCUGGGUCAUUGCCCUCCAGCACCACAAACACACAGACAACGACGACUUAAACAAAGAAGAUCUUCCGCAGGUGGAGAUAAUAAAGGGCUACAGGGCCAAGCAGCCAGACGAGCUGAGCUUGCAACAGGCUGACGUGGUCCUGGUUUUGCACAAAGUGGAAGGCUGGUUCCAGGGGGAGAGGCUGCGGGACGGGGAGAGGGGCUGGUUCCCUUCGUCCUGCGCCACCGAGAUAACGAACCGCAUCGCUGUGGAGCGCAACGUGCGGCGCAUGGAGAGACUGCGCAAGGAGACAGACGUGUGAGCGAGCAGAGAGCCGCCAGUCCAGGGAGCAGAGGAGCCAGCCAGGCUGCAGCAGCUGUCUGAACGCAGCUGGAACACCUGCAAUGAAUUUGGGGCGCCGUGCAGUUCCAUGGCUGCGUAACAGAGAGGUUCAUUAGAAAUAGAUCAGUAACACAGGAGCCCCCCAGACUCUGUUUCUACUGGCAAACUGCACGUGAGCUGUGAAUGGAUUAUCCACAUUAUAUUGAUAGCAUCCUUUUUUUUUUAAUGCAAGUUUGCUGAUUACCCAGACGAUUUGGGUGAAAAGCAUCUCUGAGCUUCAGAAUAAAUGGUUUAUAUCCCCUUCAGUCACUGCCUGUAUAAUUCUACCACAGUAUGGCUGUCUUAGUUUCUACGUUUUAGCAGGGCAACUUCUCAAACUCCAUAGAGUUAGACAAAAGUUAUGACCGACGGGGAUAUACUUGUACAGUACAUAUGUGUAU